GUAAGUGGCAAGUGUUCACAAUGUUAGGUUCGAACACAUGAAUUUAAAACCAAGAUGAUUCUCAAUCUCAUUCUCAACAUUGAUUAAAACCCGCCAUUAAUUUCCACGUUAUCAAUUCCAAUCCAAUCCAAUCGGUAAUGGCCUCCGUCAGGGACCUCACCAGGCUCUUCAAUGGCAUAUCCUUAAUCGCCAACGAAUUCGUGAAGCGCUCUUUACCCUUCGAAUCCGCCACAACCGGAGAAUUCGAAACCCUAAUCAAGAAAACUCUGGUCUCCGCCACCGACCUCACCGGCAUCACCAAAGGAAAGGUUCGCCAAUUCUCCAAUCCUGGACCUACCUCUAGCACCACACGCGCUACUGCUACCGAUUCCGUUGUUUAUUUCACUGAUCAGCCUUCUCAAUCUGAUUCAACACUACCAGCAACAAUAACAGUAACAAAGACAAACGAUGACGUUUUUGCUGAUUUUUCUACUAAGGAAAAUAAUCGCGUCCCGAGCGAUUCCGUGGAAGCUUCUGAUGCAAAUGUGGCGGUGAAGGAAGUUGAGAUUCCGAGCUCUGCUGCUGAAAAUGUUAACCAAGAUGCGAGUAGAGAAGUGGCACCUGCGCCGCCGCCAUUAAGGAAACGAAGGCCCAGGGAGAUGAAGGUUCCCGCAACUCCAUUUUCUAGGGCUUUAGGGUUUGCUGGACUAGGAGCUGGUCUUGCGUGGGGAACACUUCAGGAAUCUGCCAAGAGGCUUGCCUUUGGUACACCUCAAGGCAAUCAAUCUGCAGUUUCCCCGUUCUUGUCUGAAAAAAAUGCGGAACGUUUAGCUCUUGCGCUUUGUAGAAUGCGUGGAGCAGCGCUCAAAAUUGGGCAGAUGUUGAGCAUACAGGAUGAAUCUCUUAUUCCUGCUCCGAUCCUGGCUGCUUUAGAAAUUGUCCGUCAAGGUGCAGAUGUGAUGCCAAAGAGCCAGCUUAAUCAAGUUUUAAAUGCUGAGUUAGGUCCUGACUGGUCAUCAAAAUUGAUUAGUUUUGAUUAUGAACCUAUGGCUGCUGCAAGUAUUGGCCAGGUGCACCGAGCUGUCAUGAAGGAUGGCAAGCAAGUUGCUAUGAAAAUUCAGUAUCCUGGUGUUGCAGAUAGCAUUGACAGUGACAUUGAGAAUGUGAAACUUCUACUAAACUACACAAAUCUAAUUCCUGAAGGACUUUAUCUUGAUAGAGCGAUAAAGGUGGCCAAAGAAGAACUAUCUCGUGAGUGUGAUUACAAGUUGGAGGCAGGAAGUCAGAAGCGAUUCCGAGAUCUUCUUGCUUGCACAGAAGGAUUUUAUGUUCCAAUAGUUGUGGAUGAUAUUUCAAGCAAAAGAGUAUUGACUACAGAACUUGUUAAUGGAAUUCCAAUUGACAAAGUGGCACUACUGGACCAGGAAACUCGUAAUUAUAUUGGGAAUAAGUUAUUAGAACUCACAUUAUUGGAGUUGUUUGCAUUCCGUUUUAUGCAGACUGAUCCUAAUUGGGGUAAUUUCCUAUAUGAUGAUGCUACAAAGACAAUCAAUCUUAUUGAUUUUGGAGCAGCGCGGGAUUUCCCAAAAAGAUUUGUUGAUGAUUAUUUAAGAAUGGUUGUAGCAUGUGCAAAUAAGGAUAGUGAUGGGGUCAUUGAGAUGUCCAGGAGACUUGGGUUCCUCACUGGAAUGGAAUCUGAUGUGAUGCUAGAUGCCCACGUCCAAGCUGGUUUUAUUGUGGGUUUGCCAUUCUCAAGACCUGGUGGAUUUGACUUCCGAUCAAACAACAUCACUCAAAGCAUUUCUCACCUUGGGGCGACGAUGCUGAAGCACAGACUCACUCCUCCACCGGAUGAAGCCUACAGUCUGCACAGAAAGCUUUCCGGUGCUUUUUUGGCAUGCAUUAAGAUUGGGGCUGUUGUCCCUUGUAGGGAACUAUUGCUUGAAAUGUACAAGCAUCAUAAGUUUGAUGAUGAAGUAAAUGAGGUAUUAUGUAGUGGCUCAAUGUCUUCAUAGGCUAAUUAUUUCUUCUCCAAUUAUUUUUGACCAAUUAUAAUAAUCUGUGGGAUGCUAGUUUGCGUCCAAGCUCCUUAAGAAGAACAUUUCCAUUUGCUCCACAAAUGGAGUCCUUUCGGGGGACAAUUUCCCCUCUCCCAAUUUGUAACUUUAGCUUCCUAUAG
This is a messenger RNA of Gastrolobium bilobum, 2158 nucleotides long. RefSeq names its product protein ABC transporter 1, mitochondrial. The record is from RefSeq and is a predicted model, not a curated record. Gene Ontology annotation, biological process: ubiquinone biosynthetic process. Gene Ontology annotation, molecular function: kinase activity. The coding region runs from base 138 to 1994 and encodes 618 amino acids. The transcript has 8 exons. Lineage: Eukaryota; Viridiplantae; Streptophyta; Magnoliopsida; Fabales; Fabaceae.